AUACGAUGCCUUCUCAACAUUUCUGACUCUCCCCUUCCAAUUUUUUCUUUCUUUCUCUACAAAGAUUUGGCCUUUCCAAAUUUUCGGAGAAAAAGGGUACUUUGAAUUUUCCUUUUUGUGUGAGGAAGUUUGCUGGCGCUUCUCGCUCCUUUAACCAACCAUGUCUGUUGUUGCUAAAGAAGCCUGGAGAAAAUAUCUUAUUCAACUCCAAGCACACCCACUGAGGACCAAGGCUAUUACAGCUGGUAUUUUAGCUGGAUGUAGCGAUGCAGUUGCCCAGAAGAUUUCUGGGAUCAAGAAGCUUCAACUGAGACGAAUGUUACUCCUUAUGUUUUAUGGAUUUGCAUAUGGAGGACCAUUUGGGCAUUUCUUUCACAAAUUGUUGGAUAUUCUUUUCAAGGGAAAGAAGGAUAACAAAACUGUUGCCAAAAAGGUGUUAUUGGAGCAAGUAACUAUUUCUCCCUGGAACAACUUCCUUUUCAUGAUGUAUUAUGGCUUGUUCGUUGAAGGAAGGCCAUGGGGUUUAGUCAAGAAUAAAGUUAGAAAGGACUACCCUUCUGUUCAAUUUACUGCAUGGAAGAUUUCACCUAUUAUUGGUUGGAUAAACCACCGAUAUGUCCCGCUGCAGUUCCGUGUCUUAUUUAUUAGCUUUGUUGCUUCAUGCUGGUCAAUCUUUCUGAAUUUGAAAGCAAGAUCGGUUGCUAUCAAAAAGGACUAGCAGGAGGAGGGAGUGUUUCAUUUCGAUCAUCGGUUUCUUUGUUUUGGGAUAUUCUUAUUUCUUAGAAAGACUUGUUAAAUCAUGUAUAAGAAACUUAAAUGAGUGAAUGAGUAUGAUUUAAAAUAAAAGUAGGGAACUUGAUUGAUGUUAACAUGCCAAUUUCUAUGGUAAUGAGCAGUGUUGUGGAA
Molecule: messenger RNA, 906 nt
Organism: Mangifera indica (mango)
Lineage: Eukaryota; Viridiplantae; Streptophyta; Magnoliopsida; Sapindales; Anacardiaceae
Product: peroxisomal membrane protein PMP22
Exons: 7
Coding region: 161-718 (185 amino acids)
Cellular component (GO): cytoplasm; membrane
Source: RefSeq, a predicted model, not a curated record